Molecule: messenger RNA, 4540 nt
Organism: Xiphophorus maculatus (southern platyfish)
Lineage: Eukaryota; Metazoa; Chordata; Actinopteri; Cyprinodontiformes; Poeciliidae
Gene: hcn4l
Product: potassium/sodium hyperpolarization-activated cyclic nucleotide-gated channel 3-like
Exons: 8
Coding region: 664-4098 (1144 amino acids)
Biological process (GO): potassium ion transport; transmembrane transport
Cellular component (GO): membrane
Molecular function (GO): voltage-gated potassium channel activity
Source: RefSeq, a predicted model, not a curated record
ACUCCCCAACUCUGUGAAUAUUUCCCUCCAGUUGUCCUGGCAGGGUGGGGUGGGCGCAUCCCGUCUCCAAUGGCAACCCGAUAGAUCAGCUCCAUCGAUAUUCGCGUUGUUGGAAAGCAGGAGGCUUUUCGGGGAGGAUCAGCGAUGUCGACGCGCUGUGGAUGUCUGUGCCAGCUGCGUGCGUGCGUGUGCGUGUUCACCUUGCACUGAGAGGGAGCUCGGGUAUUUCGGAGAGGUGGAGAUGCUGCUUUGUCAUUGAGGACCUCAGCAGCAGCAGCAUCAGCAGCAUUAUUCUCCCACUCCGGCACGUCCGACGCUCAGCAUGCUGCAUCCUGAUGCGCUCCCGGCCGCGCUCUCUCUGCCUCUGUCUCUCUCAGCCCACCUGGAUUUUCUGGCGUUUCUCGUGUUUUUUCCAGCCCGAAGCGGCUGCGUACCGUCGACUCAUGUCAAUGUUUGAGCCGGAGGAGAGCGGCACGUCCCAAGUGUCAGGGAAGAUACGACCCAUCCUGCGGAUGCGCUGUUGCUGCUUUGCCUCCAGCGGGAGCCCAACUGUGUGAGAUCCAUGAUUUAUCCCUCUGUUUUCUGGGGCUGUCCUAAGAGAGCACCCGCUUCUUUCUCCUCUUCCUCCUCCUCCUUUUCUUCUUCUUUUUUUAAUAAAUAAAAAUGGAAAGGUUCCAGUCUUCCAUGCGCAAACGGCUCUACAGCUUGCCGCAAAACAUUGUGCAAAAACCCACAGUGACUGACAGUGAAGGAGACAGCGGCGACAAGGACACCAGGAGGAAAAGUAUUCGGCUAAAACAUUUGUCCUCUCUGUCUCCCGCAAGCAGUUGCAGGAGCGUCGAGGAGGCCAGGAGCGAAGACUUGGAAAGGGACGUUUCAGGGCUGAAGACCAACUUGAACGGGGACUGUGGCUUUUUCCGGAGCAGCAUCUCUUCCAUCACCGGGAGGCAUCCUGCGGGCUCGGAUCCAGCGGAGCAGCGGUACCUCCUGCCGGAGACGGACGCCGGGGCCAGCGAGAGUUCACCCGGGGAGCCGGGGGACCAGGACCGGGCGGCGGGCGGGCUGCAGGUCGGCGCACCCGGGCAGCCGUCCGUGUUCGACCAGUCAACUUUCAUCAAGUUGGAAGGCGCGGACCAGGUCAUACCCGAAGAUGACCGACUGUACCAGGCCGGCUUCAUGCACCGACAGUUCGGGGCAAUGCUCCAGCCGGGAGUCAACAAGUUUUCCCUGCGGAUGCUCGGCAGCGAGAGGGCCGUGGAGCAUGAGAGGGAACGCGUGAAGUCCGCAGGCUUCUGGAUAAUCCACCCGUACAGUGAUUUUAGGUUUUACUGGGACCUGACCAUGCUUCUGCUGAUGGUGGGAAACCUCAUCAUCAUCCCCGUGGGAAUCACCUUCUUCAAGGACGAGCACACGCCGCCGUGGAUCGUCUUCAACGUCGUGUCGGACACCUUUUUCCUCCUGGACCUCGUUCUCAACUUUCGCACCGGCAUCGUUAAGGAGGACAACACGGAGAUCAUCCUGGACCCGCACCAGAUCAAAGUCAAGUACCUGAAGAGCUGGUUCGUUGUGGACUUUGUCUCCUCCAUACCUGUGGACUACAUCUUCCUCAUUGUGGAAACUCGCAUAGACUCUGACUUUUACAAGACGGCCCGGGCCCUGAGGAUCGUCCGGUUCACCAAGAUCCUCAGUCUGCUGCGGCUGCUGCGUCUCUCCAGACUCAUUCGCUACAUCCACCAAUGGGAAGAGGUCUUUCACAUGACGUACGAUCUUGCCAGUGCCAUGGUGCGAAUCAUGAACCUGAUUGGCAUGAUGCUGCUGCUGUGCCACUGGGACGGCUGCCUGCAGUUCCUGGUGCCGAUGCUGCAGGACUUCCCUCCGGACUGCUGGGUCACCCGGAACAAGAUGGUGAAUGACACCUGGGGUCAGCAGUACUCCUAUGCCCUGUUCAAAGCCAUGAGUCACAUGCUGUGCAUCGGGUACGGCCUGUACCCGCCCAUCGGCAUGGCCGACGUUUGGCUCACCAUCCUCAGCAUGAUCGUGGGCGCCACCUGCUUUGCCAUGUUUGUGGGUCACGCCACAGCUCUGAUCCAGUCUCUGGACUCCUCAAGGAGGCAGUAUCAAGAAAAGUAUAAGCAAGUGGAGCAGUACAUGUCCUUCCACAAGCUCCCCGCUGACAUGAGGCAGAGAAUCCACGACUAUUACGAGCACCGUUAUCAGGGCAAGAUGUUCGACGAGGAGAGCAUCCUGGAGGAGCUGAAUGAGCCGCUGCGAGAGGAAAUCAUCAACUUCAACUGCCGCAAACUGGUAGCCUCCAUGCCUCUGUUCGCCAACGCCGACCCCAACUUUGUCACCUCCAUGUUGACCAAACUGCGCUUCGAGGUCUUCCAACCGGGCGACUACAUCAUCAGGGAGGGCACCAUCGGGAAGAAGAUGUACUUCAUCCAGCACGGCGUCGUCAGCGUCAUUACGAAGAGCAGCAAAGACACCAAGCUGACGGACGGCUCUUAUUUUGGAGAGAUCUGCUUGCUGACUCGAGGCAGAAGGACAGCCAGCGUGCGAGCAGAUAACUACUGCCGGCUGUACUCUCUGUCUGUAGACAACUUCAACGAGGUGCUGGAGGAGUAUCCCAUGAUGAGAAGGGCCUUUGAGGCCGUCGCCCUCGACCGCCUGGACCGAAUCGGAAAGAGGAACUCGAUUCUGCAGCAUAAAGUCCAGCAUCACCAAAGCUCCGGCACAUUAAACCUCCACGAAACAGAAAUCAUCCAAAGAAUCGUCCAGCACGACCGGGACAUGGCCCAAUGCACGCAGCUGAUCCAAAGCAGCACUGCACAGAGUCUGAACGUCCCCAUCGCGCCGCCGUCCCCCACCCCUCUCAUCUGGACGCCGCUGGUCCAGGCGCCGUUGCAGGCUGCCGCUGCCACCACGCCACUGGCUUUAGCCUUGGCCCAUCACUCCCAGCUGCCUCCCAUCCUCUUCCAUAGUCCUCUGGUUCCUGGUUCCUCCAUGAAGGACCAUUCCAGGAGGGUCCACAUGGGAGGGACCGCCUUCAGCAGCUUUGGUUCAGUUCCUGGCUCCCCGGUUAGCUCUGCUAAACCCAGAUCUGUAGUUGAGACGCCGACGUUGGGGUUCUCUUUGGCACAGCAUCACUCCACCGCGGUUUUAUCGCCCACGGUGAUGUCGCAGCCCGUCUUUACGAGCAGCCUACAGCCCACGCCGCAGCCUCUUUACCAGCCUCCUCACUGCACCCCAGUCUUCCCCUCCUACACCUGCUCCGCUCAGCUCCACCCUCAGCCGUUCCUCGGUGCUAUGGCCGCUCCGCCUCAGCCUCUAGGUUUGCUACAGCAAGGGGCGCCGGGGAAGAUUUCGGGAAGAUUUCCAGCCCCGGCCAUCAGCCCUCUGAUCUGCAGCUCGGUGAACCCCAUCCUGAGCCAGCUGCGGCAGCCAUGCCACCCCUCCAGCCUCAACAGAGCAACCAGCACAUCCAGCAACGUCAACCUCCCACAUUUCCCCAUCAUAACCAGCAGGCAGCCGCCGGUGGGGAUCAAUCCGCCACCGUCUGCGGCCGGCGUAAGUGGGGUGGCCGCCUCUCUGGCACAGCACACCCUGGCGGGACUGCAGUCGGUUUUCCUCCCACAGGUUCUCCCAGAGCACUCGGCCCUCGCCUCCCUGGCGCAGUACGGCUCCGGAGAGGCCUCGCCGUGCUACACGCCGCCUCUCCGCAGCCCUGCCACACAGAGUCGGACGGUUCACCAUGCCGAGCCGCCCGGCGCCAUCAGCUUUCAGAGCUCUGCUCUGAGAGAAACAGCAGAGUCCUCGGCGGAUCUCUUUACCCAGGAAAUAAAGACAAUCUCAGGCUCUCACAGCUAUUUACACCAGGAAAGGCCUUCGGUGGUGAGCGGCUCCUCAGAGGGGGCGGCGGGGGGCUUCCCUUCCCCCAUGGCGGUCAACAAACCCUACACCGCCAUCCCGGGUCAGGGUGGUCCCGUCAGUCGGACACAAUCAGGGCCUGAGCCUUGGAAUCGGCCCGCUGGCAAUCAGUCUCCCGCUAAAGUGUUAGACAGUGAACAGAAACAAUCCAAGCUUCCCUCCAACUUGUGAGUGUCAGACACACCCUCCUCAACCUGCUGAGCUGCAGAGGAAACCCAUCCAUGUUGGCAUUUUAAAGGGGACCUAUUAUGCAAAGUUCACAUUUGGCACGUUUUUAUGCUUCCAUUUGGAUCUCUACUGCUUAUAAAAACAGCCCAAGUGCUUUAAAACAUCCCACCCAGAUAUUUUUUGGCAAUAAGUUCAUGUUUUUUGGAAAAGGAGCCGUUUCAAAACCCUUCUGAAUGUAACAUGACAAAUCAGCCUGUUACCUACCAACCCCAGUGGAAUUCAGCCCGUUACCUAGCAACCAAGCAGAGCUCCAGCACGUUUGGUCAGCUGGUUUCACCGCUGUAGAAUGGCUACUGGAAAUAAGUGUUUUGAUGUUAGCUUACCAUCCAGAAACCACUCGCUGCAUCCUUGCUGAUUGUGCAGGAGGCUCUUCUUCUGCUUUUCA